AUGGUCUUCGAACUGCACGUCUGGGGUCCCGCCUUCUCCCUCCCCUCCAUCGAUCCCCAUUGUCUGGCCGCCAUCGCCUACCUCCAACAAGCCGUGCCGCGCGGCGAAUGGCAGCUCGUCGCGAGCAGCAAUCCUACGUUGAGCCCGACCAAUGAGUUGCCUGCGUUGAGGGAUGGCGAGAGAUGGAUUGGCGGGUUCCGAAACAUCAUCCACUACAUCGCGCAGGUUUCCCAAGGGCAGUGGGUGCUUGAUGCGGGAUUGUCAGAGCAGGAGGCUGCGGAUUGCAUAGCCUUCUCCUCGUUCGUGGAAUCGCAGGGCCAGCCUCUGCUCGACCUCUCCCUCUACGUCUCCUCGGAGAACUACGCCGGCGUGACUCGCCCUCUUUAUAAUACCAUCCAACCCUUCCCGCUCCCAUACCUCACCCCGCCUUCCAUCCGCGCUGCGGCCAAGCUGCGAACGGAGCAUUUGGGCCUCUCGGGCCUGGAUAUCGACUCGGAGGAGGGCUCACCCAAGGAUAACUCCAUCAUCCCCGCCAGUCUCCGCACGCCUCGAACGACCGUCUCCAGCCUGCUCGCCACGACCCCCGAGAUCAACGCGCGUAUUCGCCUCGAUGCUCUGGCGCAGAGUUUCCUGGGCCCGCUGCAGGAUCUACUAGGCGAGAAGAGAUAUCUGGUAUCUGAGCGGCAGUUCUCCAGCCUGGACUGCCUCGCUCUGGGUUAUCUCUCGCUCAUGCUCCUUCCGGAGCUGCCUCAGCCCUGGCUCGCGAAGUCGGUGCGCGCCCACUCGCCCCAACUCUGCGCCUGGAUCCAAGAUCUCAGCAGCCGCAUCUUCGGCCCCUCCGUUACUCCCGCCGCCGCCCUCCUCACCUCCUCCUCCUCCUCCACCUCUCCCGACCCGUCCGCCCUCCCCUGGAAAAUCCCAGACACCGGCGGCCUCCUCGGCAUCACCACCACCUACCUCACGACCCUCGCCGACUCCCUCCCCGUCCUCGGCCAACACCGUCUCGAUUCCAAAAUGCGACGCCAGAACGCCAACACCAAGACCCCGACCCGCGACCUCUCCCCCGCGUCCUCCUGGCCCACCGUAACCCUUCUUGGCGGCCUCCUCGCGGGCGUCGCGUCCCUAGCUGUGCUUUUCCUCAAACGCGGCUUGUUCGAGGAAGAGGAGACGAGGGGGGGGCAAGGCUUGGAUGCGUUUGGUGAGGCGGGCGCGGCGUUGUCGUUCUUGGCUGAUCAGAUGGAUGAGCAGGUUAGGAGGGAUCGCGCGCAGGCUGUGGGGGGAGAAGUGGAUGUGGUGGUUGGGGUGGAGGGGGGGUUAUAG
Molecule: messenger RNA, 1320 nt
Organism: Amorphotheca resinae ATCC 22711
Lineage: Eukaryota; Fungi; Ascomycota; Leotiomycetes; Helotiales; Amorphothecaceae
Exons: 3
Coding region: 1-1320 (439 amino acids)
Biological process (GO): mitochondrion organization
Cellular component (GO): SAM complex
Source: RefSeq, a predicted model, not a curated record